Linepithema humile (Argentine ant) is the source of this 2909-nucleotide messenger RNA. RefSeq names its product Silnoon (gene Sln). NCBI's taxonomy places the organism in Eukaryota, Metazoa, Arthropoda, Insecta, Hymenoptera, Formicidae. Gene Ontology annotation, cellular component: membrane. Gene Ontology annotation, biological process: transmembrane transport. The record is from RefSeq and is a predicted model, not a curated record. Gene Ontology annotation, molecular function: monocarboxylic acid transmembrane transporter activity.
UUUGCACGUGAGCCGCGAGUGAUUUCCGAGAAGAUGCCUUUACGCGUCAGCAUCGCCAAUGUAUCGAUCCCACGGUGAAUUUUCAUGUUAGUGGCAGCCCUCCACCAGGCUGCGUGCGCACUCUAUUCAUGCUCCGAGUCCCAGUCUGACAAAAUCGAAAGAAGUGUUCUGAUAUCACAUGAGAAGACGCUUCUCGUCAAUUUUUGACAUUUCCGCUUCUCAAAUUUAUUCAAGUUCGGUCUUCGAAAGCCAAAUCGAGAAAGCGUGAAAGCCCUUCACAUUGAGGGGCUUAGGGUACAAUCAGAGGCAAGGAGACACGAUUGCAUGGUUGCAAGAGCGUCACUACGACAGAUACACCAGGUGUCCAGGUAGAGACAAAUUUGUUCUCUAGCUGGUGGAGAAGACGAAGGUGAAGGCAAAGCGAGAUAAAGGGAAGGACUCGAGGAGCCGUCAAGCGACCAGAGAAACUAAGCAAGUAAACCUCGCGUGACAAACCAAGUAACACAAAUCCAAUGUAUUACGGUCCCCCCGGUUCCGCUAAGGAAGCUACCGAGGAAACAUGUCGCUACCACGGGAAUGGAGUUUCCAGGACGCAUGUCGGGCGUCGGCGGGCAUGCUGGCCGGCGCCGAUAUCGCGACGGCAACGUCCCAGGAGAUGGUCGUCGCCGGCAGCGCGAUCAUCGACGAGAACAUGAAUAAUCAACCGGCGACGCAACUGGGCUCGCUAUUCUCUAUCCACUCGGCGCCUGUGUUCGACCUGAGCGGCAGUGUCGCCGUCGGGGCGCCGUCACCGAAGCGGCCGGCCUCCCUGGCCGUGCAGACAACGGCGACGUCGACGCCGAUCGUACCACCGCAUUUGCAGAGUCCUGAGGGCACCGUCGAAGACGAGGACAACGACAAUCUGCUGACUAUAUCCAGUCUCACCGCCCGGCCGCUCAUCGCCAAGUCGCGGGAGCUCAGCCGAUUCAGGUCUACCAGAUGUACGGUGCCGAAAAGAAGAAAAUUACGACAGAAAAACGAAAGUAGGAAAUCCCGGAACACCACCUAUGUCGCUCUAGACGGCGGUUACGGAUGGGUGGUGGUGUUCGGCGCCUUUUUUGUGCAGUUCUGGGUAGCCGGGUUGGUCAAAUCCUACGGCGUGCUCUACGUUGAGGUCAUGGAGACCUUCAAGGACUCAUCCGCUGCGGUCGCGUCAUGGAUACCGGCGAUUCUAACGUGCCUAUGUCUAGCACUCGCUCCGGUGACGAGUAUGCUUUGCCAGAAGUAUAGUUGUCGAACGGUGGUUUUUGUGGGAGGACUUUUCUGCGCUCUAGGACUUACAACUAGUUACUUUGCCACGCGAUUGAUACACCUCUUUUUUACAUUUGGAGUGCUGACAGGUAUUGGCGGUGGCUUGUCCACAACACCGGGUAUAAUUUUAGUAUCGCAGUACUUCGAUAAACAUCGUGCUUUAGCGAACGGGAUCUGCGUAUCCGGUACUGCCGCGGGUAGCUUCGUGUUCCCGCUUCUUAUUGAAUUCCUAGUCAAGGAUUUCGGUUUCCACGGCACGAUAUUGCUACUAGGUGGUUGUAUGCUGCACGUGUGUGUUAGUGCGACUUUGUAUCGACCACUGGACGAAAAUUAUGCACCUGAAGAAAAUAUCUUGGAAAAGAUUGAGCCGAGGGAAGAAAAGGAACAGGAUCAAGAUAAAAAGCAGCAAAAAUUGGAUCUUCUGUUCGCUAACGACCCGACCGCCCGGCACAAUAUGUUGAACGAACUGUUCCAUCAAAACAGCGGCGUGGUAGCGGUCGAGCUGACGGACAGCGACGAAGAAAAGGACGUGAUGGGCGAGGGCCUCCGUAUGAAGCCUAUUUCGAAAAUUCGCAGCUCCAGCAUUCUGCACAGCGUGGAGGAUCUGUCGACGGACUCGACGUGCGUUUACAAGGCCGCUAGAUCGUCGCUGAGGUCAUUGAAAUCGUCUGCGACGACGACGGGUCCGCCGGAACAGCAACAGCAACCGCAGCCACCGUCGCCGCCGAGCAGAAUGCCGUCCUUGACACUGACAGCAUCGACGGAAUCUAAAAUUACGUUUAUGCAGAGGUUGACGUGCUACCUCGACUUGUCGCUGCUGAAGAAUCCACAGUUCAUCAUGAUGUGCUUUUCCGUCAGCCUGAUGUCCACCGGCAGCCCGUAUAUGCUGUACUAUUUGCCAGCGUACGUGCACGCCGCCGGUUACACCAAAUCGGAAGCCGGUUAUCUAGUGGCCAUCUCCGCCGCCCUUGAUCUGUGCGGCAGACUCGGCCUUGGCUGGCUGUCGGAUCUCAAGCUGUUUGACCGACGGAAAGGGUAUAUCGGAAGCGUGGUGGGUGCUGGUGUGGCGGUUCUGGCGAUCCCGAUGGCUCAUUCUUUUUACGUAUUGGCGUGUUCCGUUGGCAUGUACGGACUAUGUCUGGGCUGUUGGUUUCUCCUAGUUCCCGUCCUGCUCGCCGAUCAAUACGGCACUGAUAAAAUAUCGUCCAGCUAUGGUCUCGUUAGGAUGUUCCAGAGCAUCGGGGCGAUUUCCAUUCCACCUCUUGCAGGUUAUCUGCGCGAUGUAACCGGAAGUUACACCGUGUGUUUCUUGUGCAUGGGCACGUGCAUGGUCAUAGGAGGUUUACCUCUGCUUUUGGUUAUCAAUGAGAACCAAACAAACCCAACAGCAACAAAGCUGCCCGUAAACGCCGAGAAUAACAAUCAUCAAGGGGAUACUACUAUGAAAGAAUAAAUUAUUUUGGAAAUGUGAUCGUUGACAAUGAAGUGAUCUAAUAUGUAAUAGGAAAAUAAAUAAAUCAUGGUUGUCACAAAAAAGAAUUUUAUACUUGUCGAGUCACAUUUCCUGUAUUACGAAAGAAUCUCCCUCAUUAGAUAAAAACUUGCAAUUAAAUAAUUUA